Messenger RNA from Entrophospora sp. SA101, 1311 nucleotides. The record is from the annotation of a GenBank genome assembly. NCBI's taxonomy places the organism in Eukaryota, Fungi, Glomeromycota, Glomeromycetes, Entrophosporales, Entrophosporaceae.
AUGGAAUUUCCAGACUUGGGCAAACACUGUUCAGAUCCUAAUUGUAAACAAUUAGAUUACUUACCUGUAAAGUGUCAAUAUUGUAAAAAAGAUUAUUGCAACGAACAUUUUAAGCCAAAUGAUCAUAAUUGUACCAAUGCACCAAGUGAAGAUGGUGUAAAAGUGCCGGUUUGCCCUGUAUGUAAUCAACCUAUUCCGGUUGCCAAAGGGGAAGAUCCUAAUAUCAGAAUGAAUAUUCAUAUAGAAAAUGACUGUAAUAAACCUGUUAAAUCCACUUCGAAGCCAUUUAAUUCAUGUUCCUUUGGUAAAUGCAAGAAUCGUAUAGCAGUCAAGAUAAUGUGUUCAGGGUGUGGAAAAAGUUAUUGUAUUAAACAUCGACUAGAACCUGAUCAUAAAUUACAAAUCCAUCCUAAUGGAUUUAAACCAGGACAUCAAAAUAAUAUAUCGUUAUUUCUACAAGCAAUUCAAACACCAUAUGAACGACAGAAUAAUAUACCAACAAGACAUCAACGAUACAAAUUGGAACUGGAAAAGAUAGAUUAUGAAGGGGAUGUGGCAACUGAUCCUAAAAUCAUAGCAGAAUAUCAAAUAAUUAAUAAAGAUUUUGAGUUUGGUAAAGAGAGCUGGGGGUAUCCAAAGUUUUGUUCAUUUGACAAAUUAUUUCCAGAUGGGAAUAGAACGAAAGAAAUAGAUUUGAUUUUCAUAGUACAUUUCUUUCAUAAUGAGGAAUACAAUAAGAUUUUGGAAGAGAGUGUCAAAAAGAAUUUUUUGAUCAGAAAUGAAUAUUACUUCAAUAAUGAAAUAUUCUCUGAUAUUGAGUUUGUGCUAGAUUCAGGUAAUAUUAUCAAAGCACAUAGAGUCAUUGUAGCAGCAGGGUCCAAAUAUUUUAAAAAUAUGUUGGAAGGAGGAUGGAAAGAACAAAAUAUGAAAUCAAUACCAAUAAAGAAUAUUAAAGAUGAGACAUUCAAAGCAAUAUUGUACAAUUUGUAUACAGACAAGAUCAUUGAAGGAUUAGAUUUCAAAGUAAUGAAGGAUAUUUAUAUACAGGCAGAUAUGAUUGGACUGGAUAGAUUACAGAAUUUGGCACAAAUGAAGUUAGUAGAGAUGAUAUCAGAAGAUAAUUGGGAUGAUAUAUUAAUAUUUAGUUGGGAAUGUGGUAAUAAUUAUUUAAAAUCCAUGGUGUUGAACUUUAUUGCUAAUAAUUGGGAAAAUAUUAAAAAAAAUGAAAACACUCAGAAAAUAUUUAAAACUGGUAAUAUUGAAUACAUUGAAGAAUUAAUGUCUGCUGUCAUUAAAAGAAAAGAAUUAUGA